This is a messenger RNA of Drosophila busckii, 1453 nucleotides long. RefSeq names its product CG42598. The transcript is spliced from 4 exons. Bases 65 to 1228 code for a protein of 387 amino acids. The record is from RefSeq and is a predicted model, not a curated record. Lineage: Eukaryota; Metazoa; Arthropoda; Insecta; Diptera; Drosophilidae.
CCACACUUUACAUAGACGAGUAAAGAAGUUAAGAGAUCAUAUUAUCUAAUUUAUAUGGAAGGCUAUGGGUGUAUGUACAUACACACGUACAUCGCUUGCAACAGUGAUGAAUCGCCGAAAUUUUAUUUAUAGAUCAUAUUCAUGCCUACUUUUGGUUAUCUGCGUAUUGAAUUUUAUUUAUAACUGUGAGGCACAUGGAAGACUUAUAGAACCUCCGAGCAGAGCGUCGGCUUGGAGAUAUGGUUUUCAAACUCCGCCGGACUAUAAUGACCACGAGCUUUAUUGUGGUGGAUUCACGCGACAAUGGAAAAAAAAUGGUGGCAAAUGUGGAGAGUGUGGUGAUGCCUGGGAUUUACCUGCGCCGCGACCACAUGAAAAUGGUGGGCAAUGGGGUCAAGGAGUUGUAGUCCGCACUUAUUUGCCUGGGACUGAAAUGACAAUUCGCGUGGAGCUGACUGCCAGUCACAUGGGAUAUUUUGAAUUUAGACUAUGCCCAACUCCAAGUGGUAAACAAGCAUGCCUUGACGAACACGUUUUACCUAUAAUGAGCGGCUCUCCCUCGCAACCAGGUGCAAAUGAUUUAGAUACUCGAUUCUACCCACGCAAUGGCAGUCGGAUUUAUGAAAUGAAAGCUCGUUUACCAGAUAUGUUAUGCAACCAAUGUGUGCUUCAGUGGCGUUAUGUAGCUGGUAAUAAUUGGGGCAUGUGCGAUGACGGUAACGGCGCUGUUGGCUGCGGACCCCAAGAGGAGUUCCGGUCGUGUUCGGAUAUCGCCUUAACAACCGAAGCUCGUCUGCCUAUUCGCCCUAUGCGGCCCACUCAACGCAUUUCUACCACAACUAUAAGUACAAGUACCAAGUCUGAUUACGUGGAAGUUAAUGAGAAUAUUGAAGAUAUGAGCUUGAUAAUUUGCUUGAUUAGCCUACUGUUAUUACUACUGUUCGCUGGUAUUGGAUUAUUACUUUACGUUAAAUCAAACCCUGCUAAGCUCAGCGCCUUAAGGAUCUUAGUGUUGCAGAAAUGUCGUAAAAAGACACUUAAUUCGCCUUUAGUAAAUACAGCACAUAAUAAUAAAUCUUUUAAGCCUUUUGUUACCAUUUAUGAUAUUGAAAAAAGUACUGUCGAUAAUGUUAGUCCGUUGACUGAUUUUCCCACAGUCCCACCCGUUCCUCCUCCCAGAACUAAGCGCGAUUCUCGUACUAGGGAAGUGUCUAAACUAGAUCGUUGAAAUUCUUAGUAUUCUUUCUUUCAACGAAAGCUGAAAAUAAUUGUAAGGCGUUUUUACUCGAACAAAUUUUUUUUAUGUUACUUUACGCAUAUAUUAUACAAAAGUUAAAAUAAUGAUUAUGAAAGUGUUCAUUUACAACUGUAUUGCUUAGAAUAGAGGAGGGCAAGCCCUUGCUCUAAUCCGACCUCUGGUUUAGAAAUAAGUAAAAUAUAUAUUUAUCUAUGU